Messenger RNA from Homarus americanus (American lobster), 639 nucleotides. RefSeq names its product luc7-like protein 3. NCBI's taxonomy places the organism in Eukaryota, Metazoa, Arthropoda, Malacostraca, Decapoda, Nephropidae. The transcript has 2 exons. The record is from RefSeq and is a predicted model, not a curated record. Bases 1 to 639 code for a protein of 212 amino acids.
AUGAAAACAGAAGGGAAAUUCCGCCGUUUACACAGACAACAGAAGCCGCCCCUGGCUACACCUGGUCCUCUGUCCGUACACGAAUCCAUUAAUGUGACAAGGUCAACCAAUAACAAAGAAAACAAGGACAAGAUCAACCAAGAACAAGGACAAGGACAAGAUCAACCAAGAACAAAGAAAACAAGGACAAGAUCAACCAAGAACAAAGAAAACAAGGACAAGAUCAACCAAGAACAAAGAAAACAAGGACAAGAUCAACCAAGAACAAAGAAAACAAGGACAAGAUCAACCAAGAACAAAGAAAACAAGGACAAGAUCAACCAAGAACAAAGAAAACAAGGACAAGAUCAACCAAGAACAAAGAAAACAAGGACAAGAUCAACCAAGAACAAAGAAAACAAGGACAAGAUCAACCAAGAACAAAGAAAACAAGGACAAGAUCAACCAAGAACAAAGAAAACAAGGACAAGAUCAACCAAGAACAAGGACAAACCAAAAACAAAGAAACAAGGACAACCAAGAACGAAGAAAACAAGGACAAGAACCAAGAACAAAGAAAACAAGGACAGUAACAACCAAGAACACGGACAAACCAAAACAAGAACACAAAUAAAACAAAAAAAAACAAAGCCCAUAUAA